Amblyraja radiata (thorny skate) is the source of this 3430-nucleotide messenger RNA. RefSeq names its product N-lysine methyltransferase SMYD2. Gene Ontology annotation, molecular function: protein binding. The record is from RefSeq and is a predicted model, not a curated record. NCBI's taxonomy places the organism in Eukaryota, Metazoa, Chordata, Chondrichthyes, Rajiformes, Rajidae. The coding region runs from base 268 to 1557 and encodes 429 amino acids. The transcript is spliced from 12 exons. Gene Ontology annotation, cellular component: nucleus.
GCGGAUGGUGGUGCGCGGGCACGGGGGAGACGCAGCACUGGGACUGGGUCGGACGGGCGGCUGCGGGGUCCACUCGCUCGCUCGCUCGCUCACUCGCCGGAGAACAAAGUGAAGGCGGACCGGGCAGUGGCAGCGGCAGCGGCAGCUUCGCGCAGCGCAGCAACAGAACGCAGCCCAGAUCAGCCCAGCCCAGCGCCUUGCGGCCGAGCCUGUCUUCCGGGGGAGGGUAAGGGGGGCUGCAGAGGCGGAAGAUCUGGGCUGUGAAACAUGCCAGCGGCCGCCGAGAGGUUCCUGAGCGAGGGCAAGGGGAGAGGGCUGCAGACUCGCAAGGACCUGCAGAUAGGCGAGCUGCUCUUCACAUGCCCAGCCUACACACACGUCCUCACCGUCAACGAGCGGGGCAACCACUGCGAGCACUGCUUCACCCGGAAAGAGGCUUUGGCAAAGUGUGGACGAUGUAAAUUAGCAUUUUACUGCAAUGCGACCUGUCAGAAAGCUGACUGGCCAAUGCACAAACUGGAAUGCUCUUCAUUGAGUAAAUGUGGACAGAACUGGAACCCCUCUGAGACGGUCAGGCUGGUGGCAAGAAUCCUGGUUAAACAGAAAAUGCACCCAGAGAAAACUCCUUCGGAAGAAUUAUUAUCUGUUGAUGAGUUUGAAUCGCAUCUUGAUAAAUUGGAUAAUGAAAAGAGAGAACUGAUUGAGAGUGACAUUGCGGCUCUUUAUCAUUUUUAUUCUAAACACUUAGACUUUCCUGACCCGGUUACCUUGAUUGAGCUGUUUGCUAAGGUUAAUUGCAAUGGAUUCACAAUUGAAGAUGAAGAACUUUCUCAUUUGGGUUCUGCCAUUUUUCCAAGUGUUGCCUUGAUGAAUCACAGUUGUUGCCCAAAUGUGAUUGUAACCUACAAGGGGACAGUUGCGGAGGUCAGAGCCGUGAAGCGGAUAGACCCUGGUGAAGAGAUUUUCACCAGUUACAUCGAUCUGCUGUAUCCAACUGAAGACAGGCAAGACCGAUUGAGGGAUUCUUAUUUCUUUACUUGCGAUUGUAGAGAAUGUGCAACAAAAGCUAAGGAUAAAGAGAAGCUGGAAGUGACAAAAUACAAUGAGCCACCAAAGCCGGAGGCUGUCAAGGAUAUGAUCAAAUAUGCAAGGAAUAUAAUUGAAGAGUUCAGGAGAGCCAAGCACUACAAAACCCCUAGUGAAUUGCUGGAGAUCUGCGAGUUAAGUCUGGAUAAGAUGGGAUCCGUUUUUGAGGAUAACAACGUUUACAUGCUGCACAUGAUGUACCAAGCCAUGGGAGUGUGUUUGUAUAUGCAGGACUGGGAUGGAGCACUCCGUUACGGGCAAAAAAUAAUCAGACCUUACAGCAAACACUAUCCUGCAUAUUCUCUGAACGUUGCUUCCAUGUGGCUGAAACUGGGUCGAUUGUAUAUGGGUCUGGAACAUCAUUCUGCUGGAGCAAAGGCAUUGAGGAAGGCUUUGGCUAUCAUGGAAGUGGUGCAUGGGAAGGAUCAUCCAUAUAUUUUUGAAAUUAAAAAGGAACUGGAGGAGAAAUGAAUGUUUUUCCUUGACCAUCACUAUUCCUCAAAUGAAAUGCGAGACUAUUCCCCUGUAACAGAAUAAUGUGUAUUCGUUUGUAACAAAGGGUCUGAAAAAUAACAGCAUGAAUGUUAAAGGAAUGCUGUUUUUAUUUUUGUUUCUAAUAUUUAACUGAGUAUGACAAUAAAUAUAAAAUUGCAUCACCUCAGAUUUUUGAUUUUGUUUGAACUGCGGUAUGUUCUCUGAACAUUUGACUUGUUGCAAGCUUUUCAGUAUGUGCGAGUCUCUAUGUAUAAGAACAUAAGACAUGGCCAUUUGACUGCCGAUGCCUGCUCUGUCAUUCAGCAGGAUAUCUAAUCUUUUACCUGUGUAUCACUUUCUUACUCUCAGACCAUAUCCCUUGUGGUAUCUAAAAAUAAAUCAAUCUCUGUCUUGACCAUACUUGGUGAGUGUGUUCAUCCAUGGCCAUCUGAGUAGAAAAUUCCAAAUGUUCACAAAUACAUUUCUUAUCACCUCUGUCCGGAAACUUUUUUUUUCCCCAUUGAACACAUUGUUUUCAUAAUUCAGUUUUUCUAUAAUGCAAGCUUUCUUAGGAUAGUUAUCAUGUUAAAGCAAAACUACCUGUAUUGAUUAAUUUUAAGACUUUAUGCUAUGCAAUUUGUGUUGUAGUUUUAAGAAUGUAAUCAUUAAGGACCUACUUGCUCCACUGUGAUUUGGAGGAGCAUAGAUGCAUAACCUGCAGCUUUGUGGCUCACUGGAUCUUUUCUUCGGACUACCUUGAUGAAUGUGCGAGAAAGCCGAACCUUCACUAGAUCGCUCCAACAUACACCUGCAAUGGAACAAAUAUUCUUUGGGGCUAUGUAAAAAUCUCAUCAGGAUGGCAAGGUCAGCACUAAGGAGGAAUGCAUCAGCGAGGUUGCAAAGAGGCAACACAUUGCCAAAGUUGCAAGCUCAGUAAGGUGAAAUGUGUCUCGAGUUGCCAUGGAUCGAGCAAAGGUCCAACAAGAAUCAGGAUCACCAACAUGACUAGGAGCACCAGAGAACAAGAAAUCAGCAAAAAAAACGAGGGAACAACCCAUAUCUUGGUCAAUGAUGAAAUAGUGGAGACAACAAACAGGGAACGAGUGUCGGAGAUGAACUUGAGAAUGGAUGUGCCAAAGACUCCAUGACUAGUAAGGAGAAAAUGGGUUCAAUUUACAUUCUGUUUAAACACCAUAGAGUAUACUCUCCGUUGUUCAACUGAGGGGUGCAAUGUGUUCAAAAUUAUAUGUCUGCAACCUUUGGGGUCACUUUUGCCAAGUCUUUUACUUUUUGCUGUCUUGGAUAAAUUGUUUUUGCGUGUUGUCCGAGUCUGUGUCUGUGGUACUGCUGUAAACAAGAUUUUCAUUGCUACCUGUACCUCAAUGAAUUUAUGCAUGGGUCAAUGGGCAGAAGAUCAAAAUUAUGUGGAUAUUGCACCUGUAAAACCACACACAAAAAGCCAAAUCUGUAUUCAGUCAUCUUUUUAUAGAAGAAAAUAUGGUGGUAUAUUAAAAUGCAAUGUAGGGAUGAUAUGGAUGCUGUCAACACAUUUGAGAAAUUGUGGCAGUUAUAUUGUUUCCACAUCGCAAUAAAAAGGAUAGCAACAGUGAGAUUCUUGCAAAAAUGCUUUAUUGUGUAUAUGAAUGAUAGAGAAUUAUCUUUUACAAAAUGUUUGGUACAUUCAUGAAUAAGGAAAGUCACAAAGCAUAUACAAAAUUAUUUACAUGUCAGAAAAAUUUGCUCUUAUUUGUCUCAUGAAGCAAUGCUGAAUGGUUCCGUAUCCAAACAGAGGAAACAAUAGUCAAUGUAAAAUACUGUCAUGUUGUAUCACAGUUUUGCACCAGAGAAAUAAUAAAACUUAUACACUGAA